GCAGCUGCUAGGAAGCUUUUAGCUAGCCAGUCAAACAGCCAAGUAAAACCAUCCUCUGGGGCAGACAUUGAAGAAAGGACAUUGACAAAGAGAACUGUUGUCUCAUCUUUAUAUGCAUCAGAAUCUUCAUCAGGGCAAGAGUUUGCUUCAGUUACUCCCUUCAGAGCAUCAUCAAGGAUUGCUGCACUUAUAGAGAAGGAGAAAGAAGAAUCAUCCCGGCUAAGAGAGCAGCUGAAGUCAGAACUGCUGUCCAACAUCAUUACACCACCUCACCACAGGGUGGAUGCUGGAGUGGAAAGUAAACAGCCACAUUAUGAAUUCUUUGGACCACUUGGAGCUUUUCUGAUAAUCAUAUUAUUACCUGUUUUUCUGAUCUGGGUCAGCUUUGCUUGCUUACAGGGCAAAGCAGGUAUUUCAACUUUUUCUACACAGCAGAUAGCAUUGUUGUUUGAUGUUGAAGCAGCACUCAUAUAUCUGGCAUGGUUUUUCUUCCAAGCCUUGUUGGCUGUGCUGCCAGUUGGUUGUGUUGUGGAGGGACAGCCUCUUAAGUCUGGUGGUCGUCUGAAGUACAGGUGUAAUGGGAUGUUAGCUGCAGUCAUCAGUCUGCUGUUGUUAGGAGCAGCUGUCUAUUUCCAACUUCCAGUGACCAGCAUAGUUGACAAAUACAUUGGCCUGGUGACAACAGGCAUCAUCUUUAGCUUCAUCCUCAGUGCUUGUCUCUUUAUCAGUUCAACAUUUGUUAGCAAGAAGAAGCUGGCCCCAGGAGGUUGCACAGGUAACAUAGUUUAUGACUUCUUUGUUGGACGUGAGCUUAAUCCUCGUGUUGGUAUGUUGGAUUUGAAAUUCUUCCUUGAGCUGAGACCCGGCCUAAUUGGAUGGAUGAUUCUAGAUUGGAUUUUGGUGCUAAAAGCUUACCAAGAGACUGGUACAAUCCUUCCCAGUCUAAUAUUGGUCUCAAUGUUCCAGACACUUUACAUUUUAGACGCAUUGUGGUUUGAGGAUGCCUUCCUGACAACAUUGGAAAUUGCUCACGAUGGAUGUGGAUUUUUAUUAAUUUUUGGUGGCUUGGCCUGGAUGCCCUUCUUCUACAGUCUUCAACCUCUGUACCUUUAUCGGAACUCAUUUACACUGCCUUGGUACUGCCUGGUUCCAAUAGCCUUGCUCCAAAUUGUGGGCUUCUAUAUAUAUCGAAAGUCGCAGUUAGAGAAGAUUCAUUUUAAGAGAGACAUAAAACACCACACAACUUCAGCAUUUGAUUCAUUACCUACAGAAACCAGCAGAAGAAUCCUAAUAUCAGGUUGGUGGAGCGUGUGUCAGAAACCGAUGUAUCUUGGUGAUCUCAUGUUGACAUUGUCAUGGUCACUUACCACAGGAUUUGGAAGCCUCAUCCCCUACUUUUAUGUCAUCUACUUGUUGGUCUUCCUGGUCUACCGUGAACGACGUGAUGAUGCCAAAUGCAGGAAGAAGUAUGGUGCCAGUUGGGACCGGUACUGUCAACAAGUCAAGUACAGAAUUGUCCCCUAUAUUUACUAG
Messenger RNA from Candidula unifasciata, 1533 nucleotides. NCBI's taxonomy places the organism in Eukaryota, Metazoa, Mollusca, Gastropoda, Stylommatophora, Geomitridae. The record is from the annotation of a GenBank genome assembly.